Messenger RNA from Monopterus albus (swamp eel), 1966 nucleotides. RefSeq names its product vacuolar protein 8-like. Gene Ontology annotation, biological process: nucleus-vacuole junction assembly. The record is from RefSeq and is a predicted model, not a curated record. Lineage: Eukaryota; Metazoa; Chordata; Actinopteri; Synbranchiformes; Synbranchidae. Gene Ontology annotation, molecular function: protein-membrane adaptor activity; protein binding. The transcript is spliced from 13 exons. Bases 52 to 1722 code for a protein of 556 amino acids.
GAACAGGUCAAGUGGCGGCAGGUGCUACAUCUUCCGUAGGAAGGUGUAGUCAUGUCUUCUGGUCUUUGUGAGAUGUGCUUUCGAUUGCUUGAAGACUUUGCUGCUCAUUUGAAGAGAGUUGGCAGAGCGUUUAAGAAAACAGUAAGCCUUAAAACUGAAAGGAGUUUCUGGAGGAGAACGACUCUUGAGUUUCCCUCCUUACACCUGUAUGAUGAUGAAACCCAUCAGUUCAGUCUGAAAAGGCUACAAGCACUGAACAAACUUGCAGCUUCAAAUGAUGUUCAUUUACAAAUGACUGCAGCCAUGUAUUAUUUGCAUCUCAGUCAUCAGUUGACAUCUUCCUUAUCGGACGACUUCCUGGGUCCCAUCAUGGCUUUACUCUUAUCACCUGACCUGCAUGUACAAAACACAAUCUCUCUGUCCCUGGUCAAUCUGCUAAUAAAGAAUAAUGUGUGCAAAGAGUUGGUGAUUGAAAUGGGGAUGCUGGUGCCCAUACUGGAGUUGUUCCAGUCUGGUGAUGCAACUGCUCAGUGUCACUCUUGUGCCUGCGUCGUCAUGCUGGCCUCCUCUGAAUCAAACACCGAUGCUAUGAUGUUGGAUGGAAUCAUGCCACUGUUGGCUUUAGCAAAAUCCUAUGACCCACAGGUGCAGCAGAAUGCAACCUGGGCACUGUUGCAUCUCACACAGUCAAAUUGGUCAAUGAGGAUCUUAUGUCAAGCAGGAGCUAUUCCUGUCCUGAUUCUUCUGCUGCAGUCCUCGGAUUCAGAGGUUCAAUUUUCCAGCUGCACUGCCCUGUGCAAUAUUGCUGCAAUCCAGGAACAUCAUUCAAAGUUGCUUAGCAUUGGGGGUCAUUAUUUGUUAAAGUCUCUUUUGACUCUCAUGUCUUCUUCUGUGCAAAAGAAUUCAGCCCAAGCAUGCAAAUGCCUACAAGCUCUCACAAAGAAUGUUCUGAUCCAGGAGCAGCUGAUGGAGCUUGACUGUGUAUUGCCUCUGAAGGCACUUCUGAGAACUUCUACUCCCAUAUGGACCGAGUCAGCUCUAACAUUCCUGUCUGUAUUGUCGGCAUAUCCACCAAACAAUGACAUCCUCAUGAAUGAAGGACUGUUGGAUGAAGUCGGUCAGCUGCUUCAUCAUCAGAGGUCCAGCUCUGCUAUAAUCAUGCACAGCUCUAAGAUAAUCGCUAACCUGUGUAGCUCGUGUAUGGGUCAGCAGGCCGUGAUGAAAAGUCUGUGUUUAUCAGGACUCCUCUCAGCCCUUCUGUCUGCCACCUUGGCAGAUGAGACCUUGGUGCAUGUGACAUCAUGCUUACAUCACCUGAUGAUCUGGGAUCAACUUAAGUCUAAGUUGUCAGCGACAAUAACAUCAGAUCAAGUUUCAGCACUGGUGAAGCUGUCUGGACAAAUAAGAAAUCCUCAGUUGUCAUACAACUGUGCAGCCAUCAUAAGCAAAUUAGAAAUGAGUGAGGAGAUGAUCCACUUACUGAGACCUCACUACAUGACCAUAUCUGAGAUCCUGUUGGUAUUCCUCCAGAAGAAAGAUGUUAAAUUCCAGCAGCUCUGCAUAGUUAUAGUAUUCAACCUCAAGAAAGAUGGAGACUUCUCAUCUCUGCUGGCUAACAGUGAGCUAGAGCUGCAGCUCUGGAAGGUGCAUGCGCAGACAGAGGAAACCAGACGGCUGCUGCAAAUGAUUCAGCCUCUUUCUCCAUCUUCUGUUAACCCUUGACUUUCUCAGUAUAAAUAUUGAGUGAUAUAUUGAGAUGUGCACACUGUGUCCAUACAUUGUAUGGAUAAACAGCAUUUUUAUCACAUUUGGAGUUUUGAUAGCCUGUAUGGCUUUUUUUGUUUUACUUAAUUGUUAAAGUCAACAUAUUAACUGAAACAAGGGACUCAGUAUAGUAUCCACUUUAAUCAAAUAUGGCAGACAUUUCAACAGGUUAACAACUGAUAGUAAUAAGCAAUACUCCAAC